Molecule: messenger RNA, 3234 nt
Organism: Megalopta genalis
Lineage: Eukaryota; Metazoa; Arthropoda; Insecta; Hymenoptera; Halictidae
Source: RefSeq, a predicted model, not a curated record
CUCCGCUCCGCGGCGCGGCGCAGCGCGGCGCGUCCUCGCGGAUCGCGAGCUUUAGUCGCACGAUCUCGUCCGGAGCGUCGAGCCGCUCCACGUCGCGCUCGAGAGAGAGGCCUCGAGGAUCGAUCCUCUCCGGAUUGAUCGCGCCCCGCGCCCCGCGCCCGCCGCCCCGCCACCGAAAAAUCGCCGGAUGGUGCCCGAAGGUCCUCCAGUUUUGAUCCCGGAUCGAUCGAUCGCUUGGAACCGGCUCGGGACCCGGGACACGCUAGCCCGCGGCGCAGAGGAUCCUCCUUUGUCAGUGAAAGUUUCGCCGACGAAAGCUCGAUAACGUCUCGUGGUCAUGGUUCUCGUGAGUUCGGUGCAGGUGAACCGCGUGCGUGCUACACCUCACGCGUUCGGUGGUUCCUGAGCGUGUCUUCUUCGCAGGCCUGGGAUCAACUGUGAGAAAGGACGAACCGACUUCCGUGGUGAAACGUGUGACCGUUCUGUUGGCCGUUGAAGUCGAGGUCCUCGAAUCCGGUGUCUAUGAGCCCGUGAAAGCCAGUGCGACGAUGUCGUCGAGUGGUGAAUUUUCGACGCUGUCAAGCGGUGAAGUGACCGGGACAGGCGAUGACUCGUUGCCAAGCUCUCGGGAAGCAACCGCGGAGGCAGCGAACUCCGGGGGCGGAUUUAUGCCUCUGCGCGAGUUCCUGGACAGAUUCUCGUUACCAAGGGUGGUUAGGGUUGAAGGCGCCGGUGGGAGACCGAUACUCCUCUACAAGCAACAGCAACGAUCGCUCAGAGUCACGGCCACCCUGCUGAUGCACCGUUACCGUCACGACGUUAAAGUCGGACCGGAAAUCGUGAUCCCGGAAGGAUACCCCGGCUGGUUCUCCGUUGUCUCAAACAAUAGUGGUACCGGAAGUGCCAGAGUGUAUAGAAGAGUAGGAGCUUUAGUUCGGGCUGGUGUUCCAGCGUUUCUACUCGCUAAACCUCUCAGAGCUUACACGUUGACGCAUUCAAAAAUGGAAAACGGUAAUCUAAGGGCACACUACACGAAGACGACAGUCCGGGCAGGAGAAGUUCUGCGACUCGCCGCGGUUUUCCAAGAUACGCGGAGGGCGCCAGUAUCCAGCGGCAUUUCCGGUGUCGCCAGCGGCGUUCCGGAAGGUAAGAGUUCAAGGUCAUCGGAACGAGACCAGUAUGCGCAGUGCUUGGACUCUCACGGGCACGAGCUGUUCGCGCCGCUUUCCGCGAGAGGUGAAUUUUACGCGACUUGCCAGAGCGGAAGCCUCGACACCGGAAGCGACGCCGUAUUGUAUAGAGUUCAUCAGCUAGCCAGAAGAGAUCUUCCUCUGAGGGUACGAUUAGUUGCUGGACCGUUGCCCAUACCUCUACCACGAGAUUAUAGCGGCCUGAUGCAGCUGGAAGCCGCGACCAGGGGGCCCAUAGUGUUAGGUUGUGCAGUACCAUUGAUACCCGAGAGACCCUUACCGAAUUCCACGGUCCCAGAACUCCUUGAGUUGGUCGCAACGGGGCCCACAGCACCUCGAGUGAAGAGGGCGCGGCUCGGAUGUCCUUCUGAAGCACGGUUGCUGGCAUCGCCGAAGAUGCAACGGUUACUUUCAGCUUGCAGAAGAGCCUUGGACCAAAGAGCAACGGAACCUCGCGUGGCGCCGCCGAAGCCUCCAUUGAACAACGGGCCCCUGAAAGAGCUGCAUCUGAAGGAGAUCAAAUCGAAGACCGAGGCGAAGCCGAUCCUGCAGAGUCUGAAAGAGGGGCUCGAGCAUAUCAAACGGACGACGAUCCGGGACCGGAGCAACACUCGGAUGAACAGCGGUAAUAACCACAGCUUCCUCGACCGGAUCUCGAGGAUAGCUCAGGGUGGCAGGAGCAGGAACCCAGCGAAGAAGUCGGCCUCGUUCACGUUCGCCGUUCGGCCGGAAAUCGGCAUGAGGUCCGAGCGAUACGCCAGCUUGGAAUCGGAGACGAAUCUACUGCAGGCGUCGCCGUCCUCGAGGCAGCAGGUUCAACGAUCGGUUUCCACGAGCGUGCUCGAGGUUCAGACGCAGCAGGACCUAGACCCGCCGUACUCUAAGGUCAGGGACAGUUUAACGCCACUGCCAUCGACCCCGCCGUCGAAGACAGAGGAAAUCUACGCGGAGAUCUGCGAGCCGACGAUCGCCAGCCUUCCCGAAGAAAAACCGCCACCCGGGGGGAAGAAUGGGACCAGAGAGAAGGAUAGGGGAUACGUGAAGCUGGCGCUGUCCCAGUCGGAGAUAUCGGACGCGAACGCUGCGGACGAUGAAGAAGGAAUUUAUAACACCGUCUGCUGAUCGUGAUUCCUCCUGGGCUACAGGAGGUUCGUUAUGUUUCCGGGAAACGAACUGCAUCGAGGGGAGGGCGAGGGGGAGGAAGGAAGUGGAUGGAUCAGCCGCGCGCUGAUUUCCUAGCGAGGGUUCAUCGAUCGCGAAACAAUUGGAACGUUUUUCACGGACCUUCGGUCGUCUUCGACGUUGGCCAGUGUGCAACCGGUGUUGCUUGUCUUUAGCUGUUAUUUGAUUGUUCCUUUCGACGGGCGGAGAACGAUUACUGGCAUGACCCCUUAACAGUACGGCGACCAAUAUCGGAACGCAUCGAGUCCCCGGCGUUCAUUGAUGGAGAUAACACGCGACUUCCUGGGUCGAACUGGAGAACCGUUCGGGCAGAAACGGCGCGGCGAUGCACCAACGGAAUUUACAACGCCAUUUGCCGAAGAAAUUAUCCCUCCGAGGUCUUUUUCUCCCCUUUUUCCUAGCUGAGAACGGCGGCGUCCUUCACGGGGUACCGGGCGGAAGAUUUACAAGGCUGUUGACCGGGGAAAAUGAUCGCGUAAUUACGGUCCCGUGCGUGUACAGAGGAUGUAGCGGGCCUCGCCGGGACGCAGCGUGACUUCCGGUACCGGGAAUCUGUGCUGCGGCUGAUCGAUAUUAUUAGAACCGGCUGAUCGCUUCUAUCCGAUCACCGACAAAAUAUGUACAGUAGUCUCUCCAUAACUGGAGAAACUUCGAGUCCGCAGAGUUCCAGUUACAGUAGCGCACGGUUAACACGUUCCGUGCAACGUGUGCCGGCCCCGAUGGGCACACGUUAAACUUUCCAUUUAGGCCGCGCGUGGAACAUGUAUUUUAUAACAAGUUUUUCGGACUGAAUAUAAAUAUCAGGUCUACCGGAAAGUUCUGUCCGUUUUUUAAUUGAAAUAAUAACACAAUUUUCGUACAU